Messenger RNA from Rubroshorea leprosula, 1679 nucleotides. The record is from the annotation of a GenBank genome assembly. NCBI's taxonomy places the organism in Eukaryota, Viridiplantae, Streptophyta, Magnoliopsida, Malvales, Dipterocarpaceae.
GUCAGUCCCCUAUUCGAAAUCGUCAUCACGUCGUGUCCACGUCAGAUUAACGGCGUUAGAUUUACCAUGCCGUGAAAACCAGAGAAGUAUACUGCUUUAUAUGAACGCCCCCCCUCACUAUCCUCAGUCUGCAGCUCUCCUCCUUCCUCUCUAGCCAUGGCGAAGAUCAAUCUAAGCCGCAACUUCCUCUCUCUAAUCCUUCUCUCCCUCGUCGCGGUCGCCUCUGCAGCCGUCAUCUUCGAAGAACGCUUCCAAGAUGGAUGGGAAAACCGGUGGGUUAAAUCUGAUUGGAAGAAAGAUGAGAACAUGGCUGGGGAGUGGAACUACACAGCUGGCAAAUGGAAUGGAGACCCUAAUGACAAAGGUAUCCAAACUAGUGAAGACUACAGGUUCUUUGCUAUUUCAGCUGAGUUCCCUGAAUUCAACAACAAGGACAAGACUCUUGUCUUCCAAUUUUCUGUCAAGCAUGAACAGAAGCUUGACUGUGGUGGUGGCUACAUGAAGUUGCUUAGUGGCGAUAUUGACCAGAAGAAAUUUGGUGGCGAUACCCCAUAUAGUAUUAUGUUUGGACCAGAUAUUUGUGGCUACAGCACCAAGAAAGUGCAUGCCAUUCUUAACUACAAUGAUAAAAACCACCUGAUCAAGAAGGAAGUUCCUUGUGAGACUGACCAACUUACUCAUGUUUAUACAUUCAUCCUCCACCCUGAUGCUACCUACAGUAUCCUUAUUGACAAUGAAGAGAAACAAUCUGGUAGUCUGUAUUCUGAUUGGGAUCUUCUUCCUCCAAAGACAAUCAAAGAUCCCGAGGCCAAAAAGCCUGAAGAUUGGGAUGACAAAGAAUACAUCCCUGAUCCUGAAGACAAGAAGCCAGAGGGGUAUGAUGACAUUCCAAAAGAGAUCCCAGAUCCUGAUGCCAAGAAGCCAGAAGAUUGGGAUGAUGAGGAGGAUGGUGAGUGGACUCCCCCAACCAUUCCCAACCCUGAGUACAAGGGCCCAUGGAAGCCAAAGAAAAUUAAGAACCCCAACUACAAGGGAAAGUGGAAGACACCAAUGAUUGACAACCCAGACUUCAAGGAUGACCCUGAUAUUUAUGUUUACCCCAAGUUGAAGUAUGUUGGUAUUGAAUUGUGGCAGGUGAAAGCUGGUACAUUGUUUAACAAUGUCUUGAUUUGCGAUGACCCUGAGUAUGCCAAGAAGUUUGCUGAAGAAACAUGGGGGAAGACUAAGGAUGCUGAGAAGGCUGCAUUUGAAGAGGAGGAGAAGAAAAGAGAGGAGGAGGAAUCUAAGGAUGAAGUUGACUCUGAUGUUGAGGAUGGAGACGAUGCUGAUGAUGCUGAAGAAGAUUCUGAUUCUGAAACAAAAUCAGACGAAAGUGAAGACAGUGCUGAGACCAAGGAAGAUGUACAUGAUGAGCUGUGAGGAAAGAGCGCUGUGAAGAUUUGCUUACCAUUAUUUUGUCUGAUGAUAAAAAGGCAAUUAAGCUCACAAAAAUUUUUAUCUGAAUGCUAAAACUGUCUGGCAGAUUUAACUGUACGAACCCCUUUAGAAUCAAGAGCACAUUUUUCUUCUAUGGCUAGAUUUAUAAAAUAUUUUGGUUAUCUUAUUUGCAAAUUUUUCUUAUUUGCCUUCAUACUCUGUCCCUUUUUUCUACUUUUAUUUCGGCUCUAAUCUAAUUUUUG